UUGCAAUGCUCGAAGACACGGCGCAAGUCAUCGAGGCGACACUCGCGCCAGCCUUCGCCCAGUUCGCCAUCGUGGGCAACCUUUUGACACCGCUCAAGUUCAAGGCGUUGAAUGCUUACGUCGAUAGCAUUGUGUCCCCCACGACACCACCGCCCGAUGUCGUGCGGUACAUGGUGUGCCUCUUUGGAAUGUAUCCGGUUGCGGCCAUGUUCGCGCUCCUCCCGUCGCCAACGAUCAAACAUGCUGUUAGCUUGGGUUUGGGUGUCAUGAUUGCACAGUUUGUGUUUGGGUCGGCGUGGGUGCACACUCUCGUCAUGGCGCUGGGGUCGUACUUGAUAUUGUUGUGCGGGUCUCGACGCCACAUCGGCACAAUCUCCAUGGUGUGGAACUUGGUGUACCUGUCGUUUUCCCACGUGUACCGCAUGUACGUCGACUACAUGGGCGUGACGUUGGAUAUCUCAGGGCCUCAAAUGGUACUGUGCAUGAAGCUGACGGCGUUGGCCUACAACCUGUACGAUGGUACGGUGGAUGCGCCUCGCCUAGCUUCCAAACCGGACAGCACAAGUCUCGCGCGGGUUUUUGCUUCUCGGAAGGCGCUUGCCGUCUCGUCCGUGCCGUCCGUGCUGGAAUACCUUUCGUACGCAUUCUGUUUCCCAACCUUUUUGGCCGGGCCAGCCUUCGAGUUUCGCGAGUUCAUUGACGUCAUCCAUGGGAUCAAACCGGCGGGCCCAGGCCGUAUUCGCGCGGGCGUGACGAAGUUGGCAAUUGGGCUUUUUUAUGUGGGCUGGACAGCGGCGUUGGGAAUACAGUACCCGACGACGAUGUUCUUCGACGACGCGGUGGCAGCGCUGCCGUGGUACCAACACAUUCCGACGCUGUACUUUGUGUUUUUCCUCUUCAAGUGCCGAUUCUAUGGGUGCUGGACGGUUGCGGAAGGCGCAACAGUCCUGUGCGGGUUUGGUUACGAAGGCAUUGUGGACGGAGCGCCUCGAUGGAACGGUGUACAGUACAUGAACGUUUGGGAGUUCGAGUUUGCGACGUGCCACCGCGACAGCACGAGGAAGUGGAACAAGAUCACCCAGAGUUGGCUCGAGAGGUACAUCUACUCCCGCACCAACAACUCGCUCAUGGCCACGUACUUUGUGUCGGCGUUUUGGCAUGGAUUUUACCCUGGGUACUACAUGUUCUUCAUGCUCAUGCCCCUUCCCACCGUCGUGAAUCGCCUUGCGCGAAAGAAACUGCGGCCGUGGUUUCUGGAAGCAGAUGGGUCGACAGGGUUGAAGAAGAGGGUGUACGACAUCGUUGGCGGCGUUCUUAACGCGUUGAGUAUUCACUACAUCUCGCUGCCCUUCCUCACGUUAGGAUGGACCGAGUCGAUCCAAGCGUAUGUGAACCUCAAGUUCUCGGGGCACAUCAUCCUUGGCACGCUCUUGAUCAUCUUGUACUUAGCCCCUAGUCGAGAACACCCCGCAGUUAAACGAGAAUAGAUGCAUGACAAACGUAUGCACACUGC
Messenger RNA from Aphanomyces invadans, 1513 nucleotides. RefSeq lists its product as hypothetical. Gene Ontology annotation, molecular function: acyltransferase activity. NCBI's taxonomy places the organism in Eukaryota, Oomycota, Saprolegniomycetes, Saprolegniales, Verrucalvaceae. Bases 6 to 1487 code for a protein of 493 amino acids. Gene Ontology annotation, biological process: lipid modification. Gene Ontology annotation, cellular component: membrane. The record is from RefSeq and is a predicted model, not a curated record. The transcript has a single exon.